This is a messenger RNA of Paralichthys olivaceus (Japanese flounder), 2299 nucleotides long. NCBI's taxonomy places the organism in Eukaryota, Metazoa, Chordata, Actinopteri, Pleuronectiformes, Paralichthyidae. The record is from RefSeq and is a predicted model, not a curated record.
GUGAGAGAGACUACCAGAUUAAGUUUGGGAUACAGUGUGAGGCAUGUCACAAGUUUAUAACAGGAAAGGUCCUCGAGGCAGGAGACAAACAUUAUCACCCGAGUUGUGCAAGAUGCAGCCGAUGUGAAAAAAUGUUCACAGAGGGAGAAGAAAUGUAUCUGCAAGGGUCGACAGUGUGGCACCCGGACUGCAGAGACAACAGCAGAACUGAGGACAGUUACAGGCCCACUAGAUCCUCCUCUGAAAGCUCGUGUUCCAGGCCGGGCUCGUGCACCCCGGGGAGUCCUGGUCGAACGAUUUGCGCAAAAGUAGAUAAUGAGAUCAUUGAUUACCGAGACUUAGCGGCAAUUCCCAGAGUCAAGGCUAUACAUGAUAUAGAGUAUCCUGAUAUGAUAUCCUAUAAGUCUGUGAACAACAACUCGCCUGCUUUGGACAACAAAGGCAGCAGACAGGAAAGGCAAAACCCUGCAGAGUCAACAGGAAAUGUGUCUGAAACCACAGAGGAGAGCUUUGAAAUGAGGAAGACCAUACCAAAAUCCACAAGCCACGGAUCUUUUGGAGUUCACGCCCUGUACAACCGUCACAGCUACACUCCAGCUCUGUCCAGAUCUCCACAGCACUUCCACAGGCCAGCAUUGAUGCUUUCUCCCUCUUUAUUCUCUGGCAACGCUGAAACCUGCUCCACUUCCCCUUUAUGUCCCCACUUUCUCCCUCACACCAAAGAUGAAGGUUUCCACAUGUAUAGGAGGCCUCCAAUUUACAAACAGCAAGAUGCAAAUUCAUCCACAUCACAAACUGUAUCUUUGCCCGGAUACGGUCGCAACGGCCUCCAUCCGCCUCAGUCAGCGGAUUUCUCCCACUACAACAGUGACAGAUUCAGAGAUUUGAAGGUCUACCCAUAUGAAAUGCUCGCAGUGAGCAACCGAGGACGAGUGAAGCUGCCAAGGGACGUCAACAGAACGAGACUGGAGUGCCACCUUUCCCCGGCUUCUUUCUACGAGAUCUUUGGCAUGGAGAUCCAAGAGUUCCACACACUCCCUCUCUGGAAACGUAAUGACAUGAAGAGGAAUGCAAAUCUCUUCUGACUGCUGCCUAAUGCACGUCUUUAUUUAUCGGACAUUUAUUCAAGAGCAUUAGAACAGCUCAAGUCACAGGUUUAGGACGGCCACCCAUCAAGUCUGUGGAGGUCAUUGUAAUGAAUGAUGGUUAAAGUUGGAUAACCUUAACUCAGAUAUGAACACUCAACUCAGCUAUAACCUUUGCUUCAGUUAUACAUAGCCAUGAUUUGUUUUUCCUACGUCAGCCCUGUCUCCCCAGGAAUUACGUUCAUAUUGGACGAUUCAGCUGAAUGUAAUUUUUGCACAUUCUUCAUAUGUGGAGAAUGUUGUGUGGUGUUCAUGUAGCUUAGCAAAAAAUAGGGCUACCUGUUUCAGACCCAAAGCUGAAGUCAUACCUUAACCUGAACUAACCUAAACCAAGUGACCAUAUUAUCCAAAAUAAAAAUGUGCUGCUAGUAUGUAUUCACGGUCCUGAUGAGGGCGCCACAUCACUUCAAUCCUCCCAUGGUAUGUUGCUAAGGAACAAUUGUGCAGAAUCUUGGAUUGACUUCAACAACACAAAGUUGUUGAGGACAACUGAUGUUCGGACAAAUUCAUGUACAAAUUGGUUAAAGAUAUGAGUUGUCCAAUCUAAAGCCUUUGGUCCAGCUCUUUGUGAAUAAAGCUUCCCAUGAGAUCUGAUUCAUAGUGUAAAGACAAUGGAAUGGAUUUAACCCUUAGUAUGUGAUGUAUUUUUUUGUUACUGUUGUUAAUACUCUGAACAAAGAAAAUUGUUUACCAACUUAAAAAAAACUUCUAUAGGUGACAUAUAAAUUAAUAGUUUUUCUGAAUCAAAGUUUUCAAUUGUGUUAAUAUACCUAGAAUGUCAUUUGUGUGUUGCUAACUGAUGCAAUUUUUCAAGUUGGUCCAACAAUUUCCAGUGAACUUAUUUUGUUUUUUCUAUGUUUAAGCACGAACCAGAAUAUAGCAAAUAUGUAAGAAAUAUAUUAUUGUGUCAAUAGAUUAACACAAAUUAGCUUUUUUGGACUCUUUAAUGAAUUAAGAUGUUUUUUUGCUUAUGUCUCACCAUGACUUGGCUGUGGUUAACUGUAUCUGCUACCUUAACAUUGAUGCUUGUUCAUACCACCUCAUGCCCUAAAUAAAAAUGUGCACUUCCUAAAAGCUGCGGCCUUUUAUUGUCUGUUUAUUUUUAACGACUGUACUUUGUGGCAUGAUAACUUAAUGGAAUACAUGUAGUGGCA